Soboliphyme baturini is the source of this 339-nucleotide messenger RNA. Lineage: Eukaryota; Metazoa; Nematoda; Enoplea; Dioctophymatida; Soboliphymatidae. The record is from the annotation of a GenBank genome assembly.
AUGAUGACGGACGACGGUGGCAACAACGAAAUGAUGUCCAGGAAGGUGUCGGUCGACCCGUCCAUUGGCACGUCAUCGAUCCACGACGAGCUGAUCCGCAAAUACUCGAGAAUCCCGCUGUUCGACCCAGCGCGACGCAUCCAUCGCUACAGCAUACUGGCGAUCAUGUGCUUUCUGAACUUCGGCAGCUACUUAAUAUACGAUGCACCGGCCGCAUUGAACGACAACAUAGUUCAGGUACAGCCUGACGAAAAUAUGGUCUUAGGCCGGCUUAUUAAUGCGGACAAAUAUACUCACCCACCCUCCCCCCCCCGGAAGUCUGUCAUCGUACAUGAUUAG